Molecule: messenger RNA, 624 nt
Organism: Fusarium redolens
Lineage: Eukaryota; Fungi; Ascomycota; Sordariomycetes; Hypocreales; Nectriaceae
Exons: 2
Coding region: 1-624 (207 amino acids)
Source: RefSeq, a predicted model, not a curated record
AUGACUCUCGUUUUCCAGUCGUCUUAUAUGUUUGAAGGCAUGGUGGAGUUCAUUAUCAUGAUCCGGGGCUGCAUGGCAGUUUCCGACGCGAUCCUUCCACGCUUAGAGAAUUCUCUGUUUGAAGGCUUUACCGCUGAGAGUCACAACAAGCACGUCUUAUCACUUAACCCUGUAGAUGUUGUUGAAGAAAUAGCCGAUAUCCUACGUGACGGGUUGGUCUCAGUCAGGCGCCUGAGGCUGAUUUGUCAGAGCGUUAUAGAAGUCAAAUACCUCGGUAUUCUGGAAAGGAUUUUGGAAAUCGCAAAAAGUUCGCCCGUACAAGCAUUUACGGAAGCCGCCCGGGUGUACGCGAUGUUUGGCGAGCUGGCACAGGACGAGUUCAAGCAUUUCACCGACCGAAGAAAUUAUACUGCACAAAUCAUUAUAGCCCACUUUUUCAUCAUCGAGUACAUUGUCGCGACUGUCGCGAUGGCGUCAAUUAUGGGAUCUUUUCCCUUUCGGAGGGUUAUUGUUUCGGCAUGGGCUUUGGAAGUCGCAGAAAAUGUGCCCUCUAACUACGAUGUAUAUAUGAGCUGGCCGCUGGAGUUUGCAAAAUCUGACCGCCUGAGACUCAAAUCUGGCUGA